AUGGCAAAAGCGUACACAGAGGCUGAGUUUGACAGUCUAAUGGAGAAGGUAGAAAAGGUAGAUAUUAGGGUGAAGGAAUACUUGGAGUUAGCUGGAUACGAAAAAUGGGCUAGGUUGUAUGCACCUGUCAACAGGGAAUGGACAAUGACGUCAAAUAUUGCCGAGUCAAUCAAUGCCGCACUUGUGUCAGCAAGGGAAUUGCCAAUAUACGACUUCCUCGAAGAAGUGGUGCCAUCGACUGAAUAUUUGCAUACAGUGAACGAUGAAGGAAGGCAUUACACAGUAUGCCUUUUAGAGAAAAAAUACAAUUGUGGGCGGUUCCAAGUCGACGAAUUACCGUGCCCACACGCUUGGGCUGUCCUGAAGAGCAAGUUUCUAAUGCCAGAAGAUUAUUGCUCUGAUUAUUACAAACCAAAGUCUGUUGUAAUGACAUAUGAGGUGCCCGUGUAUCCUUUGUCGGACCGGAAAGAAUGGAAUAUACCAGCACAUGUAGCAGAUGAAGUUGUUUUACCACCCAAAUGA
Molecule: messenger RNA, 522 nt
Organism: Nicotiana attenuata
Lineage: Eukaryota; Viridiplantae; Streptophyta; Magnoliopsida; Solanales; Solanaceae
Exons: 2
Coding region: 1-522 (173 amino acids)
Molecular function (GO): zinc ion binding
Source: RefSeq, a predicted model, not a curated record